AUGCUUGGGGCAUCACCUGGGAUGCUUGGAGCAUCACCUGGAAUGCUAGGGGCCUCACCUGGAAUGCUUGGGGCAUCACCUGGCAUGCUCGGGGCAUCACCUGGAAUGCUUGGGGCAUUACCUGGGAUACUUAGGGCAUCACCUGGGAUGCUUCGGGCAUUACCUGGGAUGCUUUGGGCAUCACCCGGGAUGCUUGGGGCAUCACCUGGAAUGCUAGGGGCAUCACCUGGGAUGCUUGGGCAUCGUCGGGAAUGCUUGGGGCAUCACCUGCGAUGCUUGGAGCAGCACCUGGGAUGCUAGGGGCAUCGUCGGGAAUGCUUGGGGCAUCACCUGGGGUGCUGGUAGCGUUGCC
This is a messenger RNA of Rotaria sp. Silwood2, 352 nucleotides long. The record is from the annotation of a GenBank genome assembly. Lineage: Eukaryota; Metazoa; Rotifera; Eurotatoria; Philodinida; Philodinidae.